Lymnaea stagnalis (great pond snail) is the source of this 1157-nucleotide messenger RNA. The record is from the annotation of a GenBank genome assembly. NCBI's taxonomy places the organism in Eukaryota, Metazoa, Mollusca, Gastropoda, Lymnaeidae.
AUUACUAAACUCCUUAUGGCGUCCAUGGCUGUCUCCGAUUCAUUGCUCGGCGCUUUCAUUAUGCCAAUGUUCGUCUUGGAAGUGAUUCACAAUGGAACGUGGAUCAUUGGACGGGAGCUAUGCAUCUUCAAAUAUUGCGUUGAUUAUCUACUGAGUGCAGUAUCAACCUUACACAUUCUGGCCAUGACCCUCGAUCGCUACCUCGCGGUCUGUCAUCCCCUAAAGUACAGACUUUUAACCAACAAGAACGCGUACAUCAUUUUAACCUUCACGUGGUUUAUUCCUGCCAGCUUCAUUGUGAGCUGGAUUUCCAUUGGAUUAGAACACUUAAGGUACUGCGUCUACAUACUGCCUUCAAACCCCCAGUGCAUGAUUCCCUCACAAAGUGGCACUGGAAAUCUGUGAAAUUUCCUCAUCAACACCAGGAACAGAAACAUUGCAAAUCCCAUCUACAUGCAUAGGAGCCAAAAUGAUCAAUAAAUUGAUCGUGGGCCCUUCAGAUAUAGAAGAAGAAGAAGACAUAAGACACGAGUGCAACAUGUACAACUUUUCACCCGAGUUUCUCACCGCAUUCGUCUGCAGCUUUGUAGUCCCUUUUAUUAUACUGUGCAUUCUUUAUUUUUGCAUUCUACGGAAACUGGCACACUACAAAAUAUCUUUGCAGAAACGCAUGUGCCAACAUCACAGAGCCUCUUCUCGCUUGCAUGCGCAGUCGGACCCUGCUGCCCUGCCCAGCGUGAAGUCAUCACACCAUAAUAUACAUAAUUUGCAAGGAAGUUUAAAUUUUGUAACCGCAGUGGAGGCUUCUCUUCCUAAUAUUUUUUAACAUUUCGAGUCUCGGAAACUCCACUCAAAUUUUCACACAGGUAAACGAAACAGAUUUUUCCGAUUUCAAAGAGAGCGCACCGAAUAGGAGAACUAAAAUGUUUCGCACUAUAGGCGCGGUGAUGAUAGGUUUCACCAUUUGUUGGCUGCCUUCGUGGACACUGGCCUUGAUUUUCUUAGUCAGGCGAUACGUAUUGCCAAACAGGUUUAUGGUGUCCAUUGCCUGGUUUGCCUACCUCAAUUAUGCCAUUAGUCCCGUCUUGUAUUGCUGUAACAGAUCAGUCCGAAAAUCUGUCAGAUCACUUCUAUGUCCACGAUCGAUGAUACAAUGA